AUGAAUGGAAUGGCAUCAAGACCAUCGGCUAGUACUUCUGCCAAGGGACCUUUCAUCACAAGCCCUUCAGAUGCCGACCCAUACACCUAUCAAGUCGGGUUCGGCAACACCUUCGCGACAGAGGCCAUCCCCAACGUCUUACCGCGCAGUUGCAACACACCGCAGCGCUGCAAAUACGACCUAGUCUCCGAGCAGCUGAACGGGACGCCCUUCGUAUCGCCACGGGCCUCCUUGCUGCACGCCUGGUUCUACAGGAUCAAGCCCUCCGUCGUGCAUAGACCGCUGCGGCGGCUACCAGAAAACCCAGACCUGGAAGCCGUCUUCACGCCCUCGAACCCAAACGUGGAAUUCACGCCCCAGGACCUGGGAUGGGACAAGUUCGCCCUGCCGGCAGCAGGCGACGCUGAGGUCGACUUCGUGGGCGGCCUGAAGACGAUCGGCGGCCACGGCGACCCGACGCUGAAGGAGGGCGUGGCCGUGCACAUCUACGUGGCCAACAAGUCGAUGCGGAACCGGGCGUACUGCAACAACGACGGCGACAUGCUGAUCGCGCCGCAGGAGGGCCGGCUGGACGUCCAGACCGAGUUCGGAAAGCUGAUGGUGCGGCCCGGCGAGCUGGCCGUCAUCCAGGCGGGAAUGCGGUUCCGGGUCGAGCUGCCGGACGGUGUCGGACGCGGGUACGUCCAGGAAAUCUUCGGGUGCCACUACGAGCUUCCCGAACUAGGGCCCCUGGGCUCAAAUGGCAUGGCUCUGCUGCGCGACUUCGAGAUCCCGGUCGCGAGCUUUGACCUGGAUCAGUCAAGCAAGUGGGAGGUGGUGGUGAAGCUAGUCGGCCAACUGUUCGUCUACGAGCAGGACCACACGCCCUUCGACGUGGUCGCCUGGCACGGCAACUACACGCCGUACAAAUACGCGAUGGAGAAGUUCAUCGCCUCGGCGACGGUGGACCGCGACCAGAGCGAUCCCUCGGUCUACUGUGUCCUCACGGCCAAGUCAAAGAUCACCGGCGUCGCGACCAGUGACUUCCUCGUCUUCACGCCCAAGUGGAGCGUCACGCGCAACACCUUCCGCCCGCCGUACUACCACCGCAACGUCGCGACAGAGGUCAUGGGCAUGAUGUACGGCACGUGGGCGGGCUCGGCUACGCAACUUGCGCCCGGGGGACUGACGUACGAGCCGAGUUACAUGCCACACGGCGAGUCGUACGAGCGGUGGAAGGAGGCGACGAGCGCGGACCUCCAGCCGCAGCGCAUGGGCGAGGGCGCGAUGGCAUUCAUGAUGCAUAUCUCGGCACACAUGUCCCUGACGAAGUGGGCGCUGGAGCGGAGCGGGACGUUGCAGCCCAUUCAGGAGGACCUGUGGGAGGACUUCAAGGGAGGGUUCUUCGAUAAUAUCGACCAGGUGCAGGCUGACCUUGCCGCUGCUGGACUGCCGGUGAUGGCCACCGACGGCCAUGAUAAAGCACAGGACUCAGCAGCUCCUAAGCAGAAUGGAGUGAAUGGAAUGAAUGGGGAUGAAUGGAAUUUGAUCAGAUUAGAUUACGAACAAAGCAUGAGGCAUUUCUGA
Anthostomella pinea is the source of this 1566-nucleotide messenger RNA. NCBI's taxonomy places the organism in Eukaryota, Fungi, Ascomycota, Sordariomycetes, Xylariales, Xylariaceae. The record is from the annotation of a GenBank genome assembly.